AUGGCACUUCCCCUUCUUCCGAUUCCUGGUAUUCUACUUCCCAAGCAACAGCAAUCAUUCCCUUCCAUUAUCCGCCGCAGAGCCAUCACGGUGACGGCGGAGCUCCAGACGGCGGUGGUGCGGACCGGCGGAACCGAUUUCCAGUUUCCGUCUGUUGAUGCUCCCACUCAUAAGGUGAAAGUCCACGACAGGCAAAGAGGAAUCGUUCACGAGUUCGUCGUACCUGAGGACCAGUAUAUAUUACACACUGCCGAGUCCCAGAAUAUUACCCUUCCGUUCGCCUGCAGGCACGGUUGUUGUACAAGCUGUGCUGUACGUAUAAAGAAUGGACAGAUUAGGCAACCAGAGGCACUUGGGAUAUCUGCUGAAUUGAAGGACAAGGCACGGUUAUGCACUUCUUUGUGUGGGCUUCCCAACCUCUGA
Molecule: messenger RNA, 423 nt
Organism: Sphenostylis stenocarpa
Lineage: Eukaryota; Viridiplantae; Streptophyta; Magnoliopsida; Fabales; Fabaceae
Source: the annotation of a GenBank genome assembly